AUGGAUGUCAAAGGCAAGGGCAAGGUGGCCGAGUCGGCCAAACCUGAGGACGAUUUGCUUCCUUGGGUCGAGAAAUACCGUCCCUCGUCCUUGGACGACAUCAUGUCACAUCAGCACAUUGUAUCGACACUCGAAAAGUUUGUCGAGGCAGAUCAGCUCCCACACCUCCUUUUCUAUGGACCUCCCGGUACAGGUAAGACGUCGACGAUCAUGGCCCUGGCCGCUCGUCUCUACGGCAAGUCGUACAGGAACAAUGUCCUCGAACUCAACGCCUCCGACGAUCGCGGUAUCGAGGUGGUGCGUGGCCAAAUCAAGGCCUUUGCUAGUACACGCAACGUCUUCAGUACCAAUCAGGAUACAUUCAAGCUGAUUGUGCUGGACGAGGCAGAUGCGAUGACCCAAGCAGCUCAGGCGGCCUUGCGUCGCGUCAUGGAGCAAUACACACGCAACGUGCGUUUCUGCAUCAUUUGCAACUACGUGAACAAAAUCAUCCCUGCUAUCCAAAGUAGGUGCACACGCUUCCGAUUCUCUCCUCUUGAGUCGGCUCAAGUCGAGCGCCGCAUCGAUUCGGUGAUUGCAGCUGAGCACUGCCGCAUCGAACCCGCCGCCAAAGAGGCCAUCCUGCAGCUGUCCAAGGGCGAUAUGCGCCGUGCUCUCAAUAUCCUUCAAGCAUGCCACGCAGCCAACGAUCUCAUCGACGAAGAUAGCGUGUACAAUUGCACAGGUCAUCCACACCCACGCGACAUUGAAAUGGCCUUCCAAGCGAUGAUGCAACAAGAAUUCACCACAGCUUACCAAACUAUUCAAAUGCUCAAGACAGAAAAGGGUACAGCGCUUACCGAUCUUCUUACCGGCAUGCUGGACCUCGUCAUGUCGCUAGAACUCUCCCCAGCGUCGCGCGCCUAUCUCCUGGACCAAAUGGCUCAGAUCGAGUACCGACUCAGCACCAACGCCUCGGAACGCAUUCAAGUCUCAGCGCUUUUGGGCUCUGUGAAAGCAGCCGUGGAAAUCUCGCAGAAAAACUAG
Messenger RNA from Malassezia pachydermatis, 1026 nucleotides. Its product is annotated as p-loop containing nucleoside triphosphate hydrolase protein. The record is from RefSeq and is a predicted model, not a curated record. The coding region runs from base 1 to 1026 and encodes 341 amino acids. Gene Ontology annotation, biological process: DNA-templated DNA replication; DNA repair. NCBI's taxonomy places the organism in Eukaryota, Fungi, Basidiomycota, Malasseziomycetes, Malasseziales, Malasseziaceae. Gene Ontology annotation, molecular function: ATP binding; ATP hydrolysis activity; DNA binding. The transcript is spliced from 5 exons. Gene Ontology annotation, cellular component: nucleus; Rad17 RFC-like complex; Ctf18 RFC-like complex.